Messenger RNA from Pseudozyma flocculosa PF-1, 888 nucleotides. RefSeq lists its product as uncharacterized. Gene Ontology annotation, molecular function: oxidoreductase activity, acting on the CH-CH group of donors. The record is from RefSeq and is a predicted model, not a curated record. Gene Ontology annotation, cellular component: membrane. Bases 1 to 888 code for a protein of 295 amino acids. The transcript is spliced from 4 exons. Gene Ontology annotation, biological process: lipid metabolic process. Lineage: Eukaryota; Fungi; Basidiomycota; Ustilaginomycetes; Ustilaginales; Ustilaginaceae.
AUGAGCGCCUACACAGCCGGCCUGAGGUCGCUCCUCCCCACCAUGGGCGUCAUCUAUGGCUUCCAGGCCGUCUGCGGUGCCGUCGCCGUCGCCUACAAGACCGAAAAGUACUAUGACCUCUGUGGCUCUCUGGGCUUCAUCUCAGCGACGGGCCUGUCGCUCUACAUGCCUUGGAUCCGCGCCAGGUUCAUCGACGGCACAAAGGUCCCCUUUCCUACUUCGCUCGCUGCCUUCCACCCUCGUCAGACGAUCAUGACCGGCCUCGCCAUGUUCUGGGCUUUCCGCCUCGGCACGUUCCUCUUCCAGCGCGUCAAGAAGUCCGGCGGCGACUCGCGCUUCGACGAGAUCAAGCAGAGCCCCGUCAAAUUCUUUGGCGCCUGGAUGAUGCAGGCCACCUGGAUCGCCGUCACCGCGCUUCCCAUCUACCUUGUCAACUCGGUUCCGCGCAAGGCACAGCCCCCUCUGGGCGCCCGCGAUUUCGCCGGCCUGGCCAUCUGGAUGGCUGGCAUGGGCCUCGAGGUCAUCGCCGACCGUCAAAAGUCGGCUUGGCGAGAAGCAAAGGAGGCCGGAAAGCACAAUGAAAAGUUCCUCUCCAGCGGCGUGUGGAGCUGGUCCAGGCACCCCAACUACUUUGGCGAGAUCUCGCUGUGGACGGGCAUGUACAUCCUGUCUACCACGGCGCUCACCAACGCUGGACCCUUUUACCCUACCUGGACGGUCGGCCUCGCCGCCGCCAGCCCCAUUCUCGAGUACUGCCUGAUCCGUUUCAUCAGCGGCGUCCCUCUGCUCGAGCAGGGCGGAGACAAGAAGUUCAAGGACGAGCCCAAGUGGAAGCAGUACAAGGAGCAGGUCCCCUGCUUUGUGCCCUUCAUCGGAAGCAAGAACUGA